Messenger RNA from Acanthaster planci (crown-of-thorns starfish), 535 nucleotides. RefSeq names its product mediator complex subunit 21 (gene med21). The record is from RefSeq and is a predicted model, not a curated record. Gene Ontology annotation, biological process: regulation of transcription by RNA polymerase II. Gene Ontology annotation, molecular function: transcription coregulator activity. Lineage: Eukaryota; Metazoa; Echinodermata; Asteroidea; Valvatida; Acanthasteridae. Gene Ontology annotation, cellular component: mediator complex.
GUGAGGGCGCUGUGACACUUUAUUGUCUCGAAGAACAUGGCGGAUAGGGUCACUCAACUGCAAGAUGCUGUAAAUCAGCUUGCAGAGCACUUUUGUAACAGCAUCGGCGUCCUCCAGCAAAGUGCAACUCCGGCGAAGUUCCCUGGCUUUGACAAGCAAGGUGUCAUCCAACAGCCAGAACCAGCCCAGCCACAGGAGGACUACACCCAGCUCUUUGCCCAGCUCAUCGCUCGCACGGCCAAAGACAUCGAUGUCCUGAUUGACUCCUUGCCCAGUGAAGAAUCCACGCCUGAACUUCAGCAAGCCUCCUUGAGGCAGUUGGAGACUGAGAACCAAGAGGCUGCCUCUAAACUUGCCGAGGUGGUAGAGAGAGGUGAGGCCCUACUGGUCAGAAUACAGGAGGCACUGGGGGACAUUGCGGAGGCGCAGCUACGAACCCAGAGUAACAGGAAAAACAAGCAAGAGAAGGAAGGACAAGUCAAGCGUGAAGAGGGUGACCCAGAGACGACGUGAUUGAUACGUGCUCGCAAAGAAA